Messenger RNA from Strongylus vulgaris, 237 nucleotides. Lineage: Eukaryota; Metazoa; Nematoda; Chromadorea; Rhabditida; Strongylidae. The record is from the annotation of a GenBank genome assembly.
GAGGAAAGAGAAGUGGAAGCGACUGUGUGUUUAAGAGGCACACAACGAUUGGGAGAAUAUGAAAAGAUGCUUGAGGAACUCUCACAAAAGAGGAGUAAUGCACUUGUGCAUAAUGAUACUGAGCAGGCCGAGAGAAUUCUGAUGGCUAUGGCGGACUGUCGUGACACUGUGCUUCGCGCUGUCCAUGUCGAUCUUCUGCUCGGACGUGAUGAGGUUAUCGAAUUUCUCACAAAUUAA